Parnassius apollo (apollo) is the source of this 366-nucleotide messenger RNA. The record is from the annotation of a GenBank genome assembly. Lineage: Eukaryota; Metazoa; Arthropoda; Insecta; Lepidoptera; Papilionidae.
AUGUGUAAAGGCUUCCUACUUAUUUUGACAUGCACUGCAAGUAUUUCAAGCAUUGUGACGCAUCCAUUUCAUUCUGCAAGGAUAGAAGUUGCAGUUGAUGAUAUGUCUGAGAGGGACAACAAUUUGUAUCUUGUUAUUUUAAAUGGACAAGAAGAUAGCAAUAGAAACAUAAAGACAUCUGAACACGAUAACAAUUACUACGAGGUCCCUAUGAAACUCCUUUAUAACCGUCGAAAUCUUCGGCCUCAUGUGGAAAUAGGUCCGGGGGUGUUUAAAUCGGAUAUAGUGCAGUACCCAGCUGACGACUUGAAGAACCGGCUGCAAUACCUAAUGAAACUUAAAGAAAAGCUCGAAAGUCGCACCUAA